This is a messenger RNA of Leucoraja erinaceus (little skate), 2059 nucleotides long. RefSeq names its product collagen and calcium-binding EGF domain-containing protein 1-like. Gene Ontology annotation, molecular function: calcium ion binding. The coding region runs from base 45 to 1370 and encodes 441 amino acids. The transcript is spliced from 10 exons. NCBI's taxonomy places the organism in Eukaryota, Metazoa, Chordata, Chondrichthyes, Rajiformes, Rajidae. The record is from RefSeq and is a predicted model, not a curated record.
CCGAAGAAACCGAAGAGGAAAUCAGAAAUUUCACAACCGGAGACAUGAGUCGCAGGGACGUGGUGGCGAUGGUGUUCGCGUUUACACUGGUGACAUCCGUUCGCUUGCCUUUGUGUGUGGUGGGGGCAGAGGCGGAGAGGGAAGCUUGUUCCGAGAACCACGUCGCCACGCUGAAAUAUCCCUGUACCAAGGCAUCCGGGGAGACGUCCACGUGUUUAAGGAGGAAAUGUUGCAAGGGUUACAGAUUUGUGCUUGGCCAGUGUAUUCCCGAGGAUACAGAUGUCUGUGCCGGCUCACCCUGUGAACAGCAGUGCACCGACAGUUUUGGGCGUGUUGUCUGCACCUGUUACCCUGGAUAUCGUUUUGACCGAGAGCGACAUAGGAAUCAUCGUACGCCCUACUGCCUGGACAUUGAUGAGUGCUCAGUGCACAAUGGCACACUUUGCGAUCACAAGUGUGUGAACACACAAGGAAGCUACAGCUGUGAAUGUCGAGAAGGAUUCUACUUGCAACUCGAUGGCAAGUCCUGUCUCGGAGCUUUCAAUGGUAAGACUGAACUUUCCUUCUAUAGAACAAACAUUCGUAAGAACGUUAUCCAGCAUUUGCAGUACCUUCCUACCCAAAUGUCAUCUGCCCAUAUACUUCCACAGAUGCUGCCAGGCCCGCUGAGUUUCUCCAGCAUUUUUGUCUACCUUCGAUUUUCGUCCCGAAACGUUGCCCAUUUCCUUCGCUCCAUAGAUGCUGCUGCACCCACUGAGUUUCUCCAGCAUUUUUGUCUACCUAUUUUCUAUGUGUCUAUGUUUCUAAUAUUUAUUGCCGUGACCAAACCUUCUUCUCCCCAGCUGCUGCUGACAAACCUGGACAACUCCAGCGAAAAGAUACAGUCAAGGAAAUGCGCAGAAAGACUGCAGUGUGCACCACACAUAGUGGAUCAUCGUGGGGUGCCCGGACCUGCUGGUUCACCAGGACGCCCAGGAGAUCGAGGAAUGGUGGGGCCGGGUGGUGCACCGGGAGCCCCUGGACCACGGGGUCCCAGAGGCCACAUGGGUCUAAUGGGCCCCGCCGCUGAUCUGCUCUCCGUGAAGCGAGGGAGGCGAGGUCCAGUGGGUGCAACUGGGACUCCGGGGAAGAAUGGAAUGAAGGGAGACCGGGGACUGCCUGGCCCAAGGGGACUACCGGGUCCACCUGGGUCGUUUGAUUUCCUGCUGCUGAUGAUGGCGGACAUCAGACACGAUAUCAUCGAACUGCAGGAGCGGGUGUUUGGGGAACGGCGGGGAAUCACUCUCGACACGCUGCCCUGGGACUCACAAGACAUGGGGUCUGGCCACGAGGAGACCAUUCCCACAGAGUCUUCCAGUCCCAACAGGUGACCACAUCUCCUCUGCUCCACCCUGCGCGGAGCCAUGGCCUCAUUGUAUUCUUCUGAGAGUUAGUCAGAUCAAUCAAUAUCCAUGGAUCGAUCGUGCCACAAACUACUUGUCGGAACAGAGUGAAUGUACCACGCUUUGCUGCCACAUGUUUCAAAGAGGGAAUGUAACCUGCAUUGAUCCCACUGACAGACCAGUUUUUAUCACUCUAUCCUCUAUUGCAUACCUCAACCAUUAACAACAUCAUGCUUCUUUACAAAGAUUCACUGUGUAUCUUCAUAAGUUUGUGAGUCAUGGGAGCAGAAUUAGACCAUUCGGGCCAUCGUGGUUGAUCAAUUUCCCCCCAUUUUCCAGCCUUCCCCCCAUAAAGGGCCUGUCCCACCAGCAUGCGAUAGCGUGGUCCCUUGAGGCGUACAGCCGCGCGGUCCCACUGCGAACCGCGGAGGCGUAUGGAGCUGUGUGGGGCUGGUCCCAACAUCGCACGGGGCUCCGAAAACCCCACACUGUCCGAAGACUCCGCACGCUAACGGGCUGUCGGCCCACAGGCGCAUUGAGGGCGUACGCAGCUUCUUGACGGCGUACGCAUAGCGAGUGGCGUUGCACGAUGACGUCACAGCCCGGCGCCGUGCGACGACCAAAUUCAGUCGGCUCACCUCCUGCCCAGCUGAUUGGUGUGUAUGACGUAAAUUACG